Plectropomus leopardus (leopard coralgrouper) is the source of this 967-nucleotide messenger RNA. The record is from RefSeq and is a predicted model, not a curated record. Lineage: Eukaryota; Metazoa; Chordata; Actinopteri; Perciformes; Serranidae.
UUUCUAAAAGGAAAUACCCUGAUUUAAUAUUACCUAAAACAACAAAAUGAACGACUCAAAAAGUCCGACCCGUCAGAGAUAAAGUUUCAUUACAUAUUAAUGUUCACGGCUCACUAAUCCAAGAAAAUCCCAAAUAUGGGGACAUAAACGGGACAAAAGUUAUAAAGAGCUUUAUGUUGUCUGUCUGCCGUGUGCCGCAGGUUUUCGGGAAGAGGGCGAGGCGAAAGUGACGGAGAGCUACGAGUACGACCUCAUCGGCGUGACGGUGCACACGGGCACCGCAGACGGCGGUCAUUACUACAGCUUCAUCAGAGACAUCGUCAACCCGCACGCCUACAAGAACAACAAGUGGUACCUGUUCAACGACGCGGAGGUGAAGCCCUUCGACUCGGCGCAGCUGGCCUCCGAGUGCUUCGGUGGAGAAAUGACGACUAAAACUUACGACUCCGUCACGGACAAGUUCAUGGAUUUCUCAUUUGAGAAGACACACAGUGCCUACAUGCUCUUCUAUAAGAGGGUGGAGCUGGAGGAGGAGAACGGGAAGGACUUUAGCUUUGACGUGUCUCCUGACCUGCUCGAGUGGAUUUGGCACGACAACAUGCAGUUUCUGCAGGAUAAAAAUAUAUUUGAACACACUUACUUUGGUUUCAUGUGGCAGCUCUGCAGCAGCAUCCCCAGCACCCUCCCCGACCCUAAAGCCGUCUCCCUCAUGACCGCUAAGCUCAGCACAUCAUUCGUCCUCGAGACUUUCAUUCACUCCAAGGAGAAGCCCACCAUGCUGCAGUGGAUCGAACUCCUGACCAAACAGUUCAACAACAGCCAGGCCGCCUGCGAGUGGUUUUUGGAUCGGAUGGCCGAUGACAACUGGUGGCCGAUGCAGAUCCUCAUAAAGUGCCCCAAUCAGAUCGUCAGACAAGUGAGUCAUUUAUCCUUGUUUUUUUUUCCUGCCUCCAAAUGUAUUUAACAG